AUUCUAUUUUGCUAAAAGGUAAAGAUUCAUCUAAGCCUUUCUACUUUUUAACUUUUAACUUUUUACCAUUAAAACUCUCAGAGGUAUCGAACUCUCCAGCAAAUCCACGAAGGGCAUGGCGUGCUGGAGCCUCUUCUCCUCCCUGGAGUCUCGGAGCCACCAUCACAUUGCCUUGUCUUCUCCCGAAAAGCUUGGAUUGGAAGCGCUCAAGCUGGGUCCUCCAAGCUUUGCAUCGCGGAGGAGGAAGCGGCAGCGGCAGCACGGGAGAAUCGCGGCAGCGGUCGACGUCCCUGGCGAUCUCGCGAGAUCAGAGCCACGGGCAAGGUUAGUCGGGCGAGCGAGCGAGAGUUACCUUCUCGAGGAGACCCAUCGCCCUCUAGCCGAGUAUAUGAGUCUUCCUGCAAGCCAGUACUCGGUGUUAGAUGCGCAGCGUAUCGAGAGAGUGGACGACAAUACCUUCAAGUGCUACGUCCACAAGCUCAAGUUCUUCGCCUUCGAAGUUUGUCCGGUGCUCGUUGUCACCGUCGAAGAACAGCCCGAUGGUUGCAUCAUCAAGCUCUUGUCAUGCACUCUCGAAGGUUCUCCAAUAGUAGUCGCGCAGAACCAAAAGUUCUCAGCGUCCAUGGAGAAUAGAGUGUCGUGGAAGAACAGCGGCAGAUCACCGAAGUCCCGGAAGCUCAUCUCGGAUGCAACCAUCGAGGUGACGAUAGAGGUGCCUUUUGCCUUUCGAGCUAUUCCAGUCCAAGCGAUAGAAUCGACCGGGAACCAAGUGCUCGGCCAAGUCCUGCGCGUCAUGCUUCCUCGAUUUUUGAGCCAGCUUGAAAAGGACUACCGUGCGUGGGCCUCGGGGGACAGCUCCAGACGUCCACUCGGGACGGGCCAGCUCUAGCUCCCUGUACAGCUCUCUUCUCCUUGAAAUCUUAUCGGCAGCCGCUUGUAUGAUGAUCACUUCAGCCAAGGCAAGCUGGUUUGCUCGGUUUUGUAGACCUCGGCCAUUCGUCUCAAUAAGAACUUGCAUAACCGCAGCUACGAGGAGGUCCGUUUGACGUC
Messenger RNA from Selaginella moellendorffii, 1050 nucleotides. RefSeq lists its product as uncharacterized. The transcript has 6 exons. The record is from RefSeq and is a predicted model, not a curated record. Bases 116 to 889 code for a protein of 257 amino acids. NCBI's taxonomy places the organism in Eukaryota, Viridiplantae, Streptophyta, Lycopodiopsida, Selaginellales, Selaginellaceae.